Triticum aestivum (bread wheat) is the source of this 1694-nucleotide messenger RNA. RefSeq names its product protein transport protein SEC13 homolog B. NCBI's taxonomy places the organism in Eukaryota, Viridiplantae, Streptophyta, Magnoliopsida, Poales, Poaceae. The record is from RefSeq and is a predicted model, not a curated record. The transcript has 3 exons. Gene Ontology annotation, molecular function: structural molecule activity; protein binding. Bases 481 to 1386 code for a protein of 301 amino acids. Gene Ontology annotation, biological process: COPII-coated vesicle budding; protein import into nucleus. Gene Ontology annotation, cellular component: COPII vesicle coat; nuclear pore outer ring.
UGAGGGCUCUACUAGACAUGAUCUAAACCAGAUCCAGAUGCGGGUCUGACACCGGACCCCCUCCCACGUCGAGCACGCGCUUCCCCCCGCCGUCGAUUCUCUGCGGCCGCCGAGCAAGCCCCUCCCCGACUCCUCGCCGUCGGCCUCCCAGCUCGCGCCUCCCGCUCCUGACCCGUUCGCGCCUCCCCGACCCCUGCCGCCGACCUCCGCCGGCUGCGGCUGACGCCGUCGACAACUCCUCCCCAACUCUGCAGCCUUCAGCCUCCCGCAAGAAGAUCGAGGUUUAUACUUUUUUUCCAGAAAAUGCAGAAGAUUUGCGUUUCAUUGCAUUGAAAAGGAAGGGGUUUUCAGUUACAUCAUCCUAGGAGGCAAUCAUACAGUAUGAGGGUGUUGCAGUUAGUGUACAUCCCAGAUAGGAGCCUGAGGUGGUCAGGACAGAACAGUUGGUUACUACUUUAAAGCUGACACAUACUUGGAACAAUGCCGCCUCAUAAGAUAGAGACUGGCCACCAAGAUGUGGUGCAUGACAUCGCAAUGGAUUACUACGGGAAGCGUAUUGCCACUGCCUCCUCUGAUAACACAAUCAAGAUCAUUGGCGUAAGUGGCACCUCGCACCAGCAACUUGCUACUUUGAGCGGACACGAGCAAAUCGCAUGGGCUCAUCCCAAGUAUGGUUCCAUGCUUGCAUCCUGCAGCUAUGAUGGUCGGGUCAUCAUAUGGAAAGAAGGGAGUAAGCCCGAUGAGUGGGCACAGGCACACACUUUCAAUGAGCACAAGUCUUCUGUCAAUUCCAUUGCUUGGGCGCCUCACGAGCUCGGCCUCUGCUUGGCUUGCGGUUCGUCUGAUGGGAACAUUUCCGUGUUCAUGGCUCGUUCUGAUGGAGGGUGGGAGACGACGCGCAUCGAUCAGGCACAUCCAGUGGGCGUCACCUCUGUUUCCUGGGCCCCAUCAAUGGCGCCGGGCGCUCUAAUCAGUCCAGGGCCUUCUGGGCAGUUCGAGUACGUCCAGAAACUUGCUUCUGGUGGCUGCGACAACACGGUCAAGGUGUGGAAGCUCACCAACGGGAGUUGGAGGAUGGACUGCUUUCCUGCCCUUCAGAUGCACAGGGACUGGGUGAGGGACGUCGCCUGGGCGCCGAACCUAGGCCUCCCUAAGUCCACGAUCGCCAGCGCCUCUCAGGAUGGAACCGUCGUCAUCUGGACCGCGCCAAAAGAAGGCGAGCAGUGGGAAGGCAGGGUCCUGAAUGAUUUCAGAACCCCUGUUUGGAGGCUGUCGUGGUCGCUGACGGGCAACAUCUUGGCGGUCUCCGAUGGCAACAACAAUGUGACCCUCUGGAAAGAAGCCGUCGACGGCGAAUGGCAGCAAGUGACUACCGUCGAGCCAUAGAUGUUCCGCGUUCCGCCUCUAGUUGCGUUAGCAAUUAUCAUCAUGACCAAUGUAGUUUCGCCAUCUUGUUAUUUCAGUGGAUUUGAUUAUCAUAAUAACGCAUCCGGUGCUGCGAGUUACUCCCUCCGUUCCAAAAUAAAGUUAGUACAAAGUUGGGUCAUCUAUUUUGGAACGGAGGGAGUAUGUGAUAGAAUUGUGUUUGUCACCACCUUUGUUGAAGCAGGCGAUAUUUUCAGUACCAACAGUACAAGCAUCCUCGAGGGUUUUGUGGUCUAUAAUCUAUCAAGAGGUCGUUUGUUGCAACGGAA